ACUUCAUUAGUUUAUAAUUAUAAUUAACCUUGUUUAAUGUCUGUGAAACCUUAUAGCAGCUCCAGCAUAACCAGCUGUGUUGUGUAUAUUGGUGUCAGUACAGUCUCUGGAUACUGAGGCUGAUGGCAUGGGGAAGAAGCUGUUACUGUGAGGGUCUGAUGGUUUCAUGACCAAUUGUCCAGAGGGUGAAGAUUUUUGCAUGUGGGUCGUCCACCAUCUGCUGCUGAUAUCUUUGCAGCUGCAUCAUGUGGUGUAAAAGCUUUCACCUUUGUUCACUGAGAUACUGGGCAGUGCUGAUGUGUGUAUAAGGUGUUAGUUUCAUCAUCAACCCCACUGUAACACGUGACCAGUGUACGUGACAGCAGUGUUAUAAAAAGGUGAGUAUCUGAGACAGGAGAGCGAGAGACCAGACGGUUCUUCUACAGAUAAAGAUCUCUGUACAAAGAUCUCCUCCUGUGAUCAUCUCACAUCUUCUACUGAACUCCAGCAUCUUGUGGUAGAUUUCUGCUCUCCAUCAUCUGGUACAAACCUCACACAUUCCUCAUCACACACUCUUCCUCAUCACACUCCUCAUCUCACACUCUUCCUCAUCACACACUCCUCCACCGUGUGUCAGGAUGAAGCUUCUCGCUCUGGUGCUCCUGCUCUCCACUUUCUCCUCACUGACCCUGAUGGAGGUUGUGCAGGAUUUUCAAAAUUCUUCUUGUUCCAAGUUCUUCAUCCGAAGCCCAAAUGUAAAACAUGUCAUCACCCCGACUGUUUUCAAAGGCUAUCAGUAUAAGCAGAUUUGUCAGCGCCUGAACAACAAAUACACAUUUGUUACGCUGUAUGACACGAUUCGUAGGAUCCCCGUCUACUCAGCCUACACGUUUUUAGGGGAAAAACAGACGGUUCGGAACAAAGUGUGGAAAAAUGAACCACAGCUGGAAGACAUGAGGAACAGUAUAGAAAUGAGGAAGAUCUCCAAUGAUGAGAUGGAUGGGUUUGUUCACCAGGCACCACACACUCCUCCACCGUGUGUCAGGAUGAAGCUUCUCGCUCUGGUGCGCCUGCUCUCCAGCAGACUCUAGCAAAUCAUUACAUAUAAUUUGUUUGCAAACGAUUCAGUUGUUUUUGAAUGAGUCACUCAGUUGUAAGAAUCAGUCACUGAAUCAAUUCAUUAUUUCGUCUCAUUUCCUGCUUCAAAAUGAAGUGUUCAGUUCAUGAGUUAAACAUCACUGAAAUGCUUUUUUAACAAACCCUCUUUGACUCCGACUCCAGUAAAUAUCAGGCAGACUCCACCUUCACAUUUACCAAUAUAGCACCACAAACAAAUAACAGUAAUGGAGAAUGGGAAAAAGAAGUAGAGACACCGAUGAAGGCAGAGAUACAGAGUGUGUGCAAACAAGAAAAUACAAUCAAGGCUUUUAUAGUGACUGGAGUAGUUCCAGGGAAUAAUUGGAUACCCAUAAGGAGAAAAGAUAAUAAUAAUAAAGAUAAUCCUGUUUUUAAAGGCGUUAACAUUCCCAGUUUUUACUGGACUGCGUUCUGUUGUUACAAUCAGACCACGAGAAUUUCGAGAGCCUACCUCGCUCGGCAAAACGAACCGAACCCCAAAUCUUAUGAAAUAACUCGUUUGAGUGUUGAUAUGCUGAACAGACGCCUCAGCAGUCUGUAUAAUCAGGAUUUCAAAGUAUUUAGUGAUUUGUGUUUGACUUCAGUUCAGUCCGAGUUCGUUCCAUCUGAUUCUCUGGUUUGACCUAAAACUGCUUCAUCAAAUUACUUCAACAAAUGUUUAUAAUGAAUCAGAGAAUCUUUGGUGUGCUUUACUUCACCUGCAGAAACUGAUUAUAUUCCUGUAACAGAACGUCCUCAAGUGUUUUAUUCCUCUUAUCCUACAGAAUUUUCAUACAUUUACACUUUUCUGUGUUAAAGAAAGACACGUCUUAUUUUU
Messenger RNA from Tachysurus vachellii, 1933 nucleotides. Its product is annotated as endonuclease domain-containing 1 protein-like. The record is from RefSeq and is a predicted model, not a curated record. NCBI's taxonomy places the organism in Eukaryota, Metazoa, Chordata, Actinopteri, Siluriformes, Bagridae. The transcript is spliced from 3 exons. Bases 618 to 1070 code for a protein of 150 amino acids.